Molecule: messenger RNA, 1906 nt
Organism: Prunus mume (Japanese apricot)
Lineage: Eukaryota; Viridiplantae; Streptophyta; Magnoliopsida; Rosales; Rosaceae
Gene: PBRP
Product: plant-specific TFIIB-related protein
Biological process (GO): DNA-templated transcription initiation; transcription preinitiation complex assembly
Cellular component (GO): transcription preinitiation complex; nucleus
Molecular function (GO): TBP-class protein binding
Source: RefSeq, a predicted model, not a curated record
UUUUGUUUAUAAAGAAAAAGAAAAAGAUAAAUAACAUAUAUGGUAUAGUCGUAUGGGAGUCGAUCCCCAAACUAACGGACCAUCCUGAAGAAGAGAGAGCGACGGACUCUGGGCUCUCUCUCAGUCUCAGCCUAGCCGCCGCAACAAUCAACACCAAUCUCUCAAACACACAGAGAAAUGAGGUGCCCGUACUGCUUGGCCGGGCAAGGCCGGUGCGCGACGACAACAAACUCCCGUCGUUCGAUAACGGAGUGCACGUCGUGUGGCCGUGUGGUGGAAGAGCGCCAAUCCCAAUUCCACUGCCUCUUCCACCUUCGCGCCCAAGACAACCCUCUCUGCCUCGUCACCUCCGACCUCCCCACCCUCCACCACCAGGCCCAACCCAACAACGCCGCCGCCGCCGACGACGACCCGUUCGAGCCCACCGGAUUCAUCACCGCCUUCUCAUCCCCGUCGUCUUCCACCGUUGUGGUCGAUAAUCUCAGGGCCUACAUGCAAAUCAUCGAUGUCGCUUCGAUCCUGGGCUUGGAAUACGACAUCUCAGACCACGCGUUUCAGCUCUUCAGGGACUGUUGCUCCACUACUUGCUUGAGGAAUCGCAGUGUUGAAGCUCUCGCUACUGCUGCUCUUGUGCAGGCCAUCAGAGAAGCCCAAGAGCCCAGAACCCUCCAGGAAAUCUCAAUUGCAGCCAAUGUGCCCCAAAAGGAAAUUGGUAAGUACAUCAAGAUACUUGGAGAAGCACUGCAACUUAGUCAGCCCAUCAACAGCAACUCCAUAUCUGUCCAUAUGCCGCGGUUUUGCACUCUCCUCCAGCUCAAUAAAUCUGCUCAGAAACUGGCAACUCACAUUGGAGAGGUUGUCAUAAACAAAUGCUUCUGCACUCGUAGGAACCCCAUUAGCAUCUCCGCAGCUGCAAUAUAUUUAGCCUGCCAGCUUGAAGACAAGCGAAAAACUCAGGCAGAGAUUUGUAAGGUGACUGGUCUUACUGAAGUCACUCUCCGGAAAGUUUACAAGGAGCUGUUGGAGAAUUGGGAUGACUUGCUCCCAUCUAAUUAUACUCCAGCCGUUCCUCCAGAAAGAGCAUUCCCAACCACUGUAAUCGCUUCAGGCCGUUCUUCAACAUCUAAAGUUGAUUUAGUUGAAAUACCAGUUUAUUUGGAGAGAGAGAAGCUGCCUGAAAUAAAACCUAACAAACCAAAUGAGGGAUUAGACAUGAAUGUUCCGGCCAUAGGUAAAGAGGAGUUUGAGUUUAAAGGUAAUUCUCGAGGUGCGCAAACCACUGUUUUGAAUCAAUCAACAACUUUCUGGCAACAGCAGGUUCCAUAUGGUACUUCUGGUUUAAGGACAGCAGGAAAGAACUCUCAUAAUGGCACUGAAGGAAUUGACAUCGAUGAGCCGCAACGUAACCAGCAGCCUAACCAACAGUUUGAGCAGAAGAUGGGUAUGGACUCAAACAGUCUUACUAGUACACGAAAGCCAACUCAAAUUUUGACCCCCCCAGCUUCAGGUGCAUGCUCAGUUACCAGGCAGUUUCGGUGCCCUCCACCGUCAUCAGGUUCUUCUCCAAAUGUUUUGUAUGUGCUGCCUCCAAACCUGGCACCAGGUUAUACUGAACUUAGAGGUGGCGGGAGUCAAAAUGUAAGUGAAAAUGCCAAACAGAGUGGGGAUGCCUAGUGGUAUGACUUUUGUAUAUAGAGACCUUACAAAAUGUAUCUUCCUUGUCACUACCGAUGUAUUUCUUCUGUGUUUUGGUGACAAAUGCGUAGCCUAGUUACUCGUUUCAGGUUUGAACACAGUUUGAUUAUUUUUUGGGUUAUAGGAGUUGUAGAAUUACAGAAUUCACCGAUGUAUUUCUUCUGUAUUUUGGUGACAAAUGCGUAGCCUAGUUACUUGUUUAAGGUUUGAA